CUGGAGGCCUUCUGCGACGAGGACACGGCCAUGUGUUUGGUGAUGGCGCCGAACUGCAAAUUGGAACCGGGCUUUCCGGCCAAGCUCGCGAACAAGGGCAAGAGUCUCGCGUUCCUCAAAGCGGCGCCGGUCGUCCUGACCAAGGAGAAGUUCGACCCGUCGGUCUUGGUGAUGACCGAAUUGCAGGGUGCCGCUCCCGUGGAGCACUUGGAACUGUUGGCCUCGGAAUGUUUCCUACCGGUCCUGAGCAACCCCUUGAAUCAGCGGAAGUGGGGCGAGGUCGCCACCAGAGAAAUCCUCGACAAGUUCGUCGCGUUCCUGAACAGCACGACCAUCAUGUGCGGCCACGUGAAGGGCGAGACGCGCCUGCCGAUGCCGCCCGACGAUUCCCAAUCCGUCAACGUGAAGAACCGCGUUGGGUUACUGGAGGGCGCCGUCAUCACCUGGACGAAGCAGAUCAAGGCCGUCCUCAAGCAGGACCCCGAGCAGGCCCUGAAAGACGGCCAGGAUCCCACGCCGGACGUGGAAUUGACGUUUUGGCGCCAUAAAGCGAAUAACUUAAAUGCGAUCUUCGACCAGUUGCAGUCGCCGCGCAUCCGACGCGUUCUCAGAGCUUUAGAUUUGGCGAAGUCGACGUACUGCACGACCUUCAGUCGACUGUGCAAAGAAGUGUACACGGCGCGCCUCGAGGCGAACGACAACGUAAAAUUUCUCAGAACUUUAGAAGAUUGGUUCGACAAGCUUAGUAGUGCGGAGGACUUCCCGGCCUGCGAGGACCUGUUCAAGCCCAUGCUCCACGUCGUGUUAUUGAUCUGGAAGAACUCGCGGCACUACAACACGCCCGCAAGAUUAGUGGUACUCAUGCGCGAGGUCUGCAACUCGAUCAUCGAACAGGCCUGCAACUACGUGAGUGGCGAGACGAUCUUCCAGAAGAUUGACGCGGAAGAGACGCACUUAGCUGUGGUCGAGAUCAAAACGUUGUUACGAGUCUGCGGCUCCUUCAAAGCCACGUACAAAGAAUAUAAGAGAACGGCCGACGCCGAGUGCCCCGCGAACCAGUGGCGCAUACAAAAUAAUGCUCUAUUCUCGCGGCUCGACGCGUUCUUGGAGCGGUGCCACGACGUCUUGGAUUUUGCACAAACCGUAGUGCAAUUUACGAAGCUUGGUAGAAUUGAGGUCGGCGGCACGAAAGGUAAAGCCCUCACCGCGAGUGUGGAGGCCAUCUUCGCGGACUUCAACGGCGCCGUCGAGAGGUUCCGGGGCGUGGGCUACGAGAUUCUCGAUAUCAACGAGAGCAAGUUCGAGAGCGACUUUAAAUCAUUUAGAAAGACCAUCACGGAGCUGGAGCGGAGAUUAGGUAAUGUGGUCUGCCAGGGGUUUGAUGACUGCUCUACCGUUUAUGGUCGCUUCCGCGUGUUUGAUACUUUUGAUGGCUUGUUAGAGAGGCCUACGAUCCAAGAUGAAUUGGAGAAGCGCUAUGUGUUACUAGUGAAGGCCUUCGGCUCUGACUUGAAGGUCGUCCAGGAGCUGUUCUUGCAUUAUAGGGACGAGCCGCCCGUCGCCGCGAACCUCCCUCCUAUUAGUGGCGCCCUGACCUGGUGCCGCGGACUACUCGACCGCGUGCGCGUGCCGAUGAACAAGCUCGUGCAGCUCGACAAGUCCGUCCUGGACCGGGAAGAGGCGAAGGAGGUGACCAAGGUCUACUCGACGUUAAAAGCUUCUCUGGAGGAGUACGAGUCCCAGAAGAUCGAGGAGUGGGGCCGCGACGUGGAGGCGUCGUCGCACGUCAAACUCUCGCUCCCUCUGUUAACGAGGGACGAGGCAACGCAUUAUAUUAGUGUGAAUUUCGAUCCGGCGCUCGUUCGACUCCUCCGAGAGACGAAGUACUUCCUGCUAGCGGAGCUGCAGGUGCCCGAAUCGGCCCUAGCCAUCUAUGCCCAGGUCGAAACCUUUAGAGUCUGGACGCAAAAAUUAGACAUGGUCGUCGCGAAGCACAACGGGUCAUUGGCCAAGUUGCUGCCGGUGGAAAAACCGUUGAUGCAGCCCUACUUGGAUAAAUUUGACAUCGCCGCGGAAGAAGGCUUAACAACUCUAAACUGGGAGACGCACGGCGACGAGUUAGAGAAAACUAAGAGAGACGAAUAUAUUGCUGAAGCGACGGCUGCUGUAGAUAUUGUAGAUGAAUACACGUGCAGCAUGAAGGCGAACCUGGACCAUGCGAACGAGAUCAUGGAGCGCUGGACCUCGAAACCUUUAUUAGAGCGAGAUAAGAAACCGGUCGAGCUCAUCGAAUUUGAUCGAGUGUUCAAAAAAGCGAAAUCGGAGAGGUACGCGGACAUCAAGGAGGGCGGCAAGGAGGUGGAGCGCAUGCUCAAGGACACGAACAAGAUGCUACGCGUCAGCAACGCGUCGCUCGACUGGCACGCGUACAUCGAUUUCAUCAACAACAUCGUCGUGGACGGUCUUGCCGGUGUUAUUACCGUGUCCCUCGAGUUCUUCUUAGAUCAAAUUGAUCCAGAACAUAUUGCUGAGGCUUCGUUACUGCCCAUGCUUGAAAUUACACUCGACUUAGUAGAGGAGGGUCCUAGAUUCACACCUAGAAUAGGCUGCACGGAGAACGGCAAGGGCCUGCGCGACAUCUCGAACAACUGGGUUUCGAGUUUCUUCCAGGUCGCUACUUUAUUUAAACGGUUAGAUUGCGACGGGACGUACAUGCGCGAGAUGCACACCGACCCCGACGUCUGCUUGUUGAUGGCCGUGAUUGAAGAUACGCAAGAUACCAAUGAAAGGAUGCUCCUGGAGUUGCGCGGACAAUUUGAUGAGUUAAGCUUCCUGUGGACUACUGAUAGGGAAGUAUUUUUUAAGGAGUUCACGUCAGACGCUCUUGUAGAAACAGAACAUGCUACGUACCUAGAUUUAGCUAAAUAUGACACGGCCAUCACCAAGUAUCUUGAUAUAGCUGAACGAGUAGGCAGGGCCAAAUCUCCCGCCGACGUCGGAUGGUUGAGGUGCAACACCCAACCCAUAAAAGAUAGCUUGUUAGAUCUCAGUCUAGUCUGGAAGGACAUGCACACGGAUUAUCUGAGGGAUCAUCUCGUAUCAACAUUGGAUAGGUUCGACUCCUUCACGAUCCAAGUGGAAGAGGGCUUAGCGAUGCCCGUGGAUGAUGGAGAAAACGUCGGCAACUUGCGGCAGGUCAUGAGGGAUAUCUUGGAGACCACAAAGGCCGAAUUGUUUACCAUGGACAUGUUCCCCCCGCUCAAGGAGUGCCUGGCGUUACUCCGCCACCACCAGGUCGACAUGGGCGGCGAACGAAUUCCGUCGAAAGGAGAAGUGCGACGACGAGAGGCCAGGGGCAAGCCCGACGACUGGGUGCCCGACGGGCCGCCGGACUUGUCCAAGUCCAAAGUCGUCGCCGAUUAUUUAGAUGAGGCCCCCCAGAUCUGGGAAGGCAUUGUCAAGUCAAAAUACGCCAAAAAAGACGCGAUCGCGCCCAUCAAGAUGCAGGAGGAGAUCAAGCUCAAGGAGGAGCUCAACGCUUAUUAUGAAGAAAUGAGAGCUUUUAGGGGAGAGUUCCGCGGGAACGCGCCCUUCGCGCACCAGGGCACCGCCGAGGAGGCCUAUGCCGAGAUCGACGUGUUCGCGAAGAAAUUGGAGGACUUUGCGACGAGAGCGGCGGACUUCAACAAACAAGAAGAAUUAUUUGAGUUGCCCGUGUCGAAAUACCCGGAACUACCGCAGACGCUCAUGGAGCUACGAUUGCUACGGGCCCUGUGGGACUUCAAGGCCAUGGUCAUGUUCACGUAUGAUGGCUGGAAAAGGUGUGAUUGGGAUGCGGUCGACACGGAUAAACUCGAGAGUCAGAAUAAAACCAUACUAAAAACUCUGCGAGCGAACGGUAAUAAUGAUCAAAUAAUCAAGCAGUGGCAGGUCUUCCGGGACAUCGAGGACGCCAUCAAGAACAUGCAGAUCGUCUUGCCGUUGAUUAACGACUUACAUAGUGACGCCUUGCAAAAUAGGCACUGGAAAGCGCUCGCAAGAGUGUGUAGUGUUGCGAAGGUCGAACCGACGGCCGAAGGCUUCUCACUAGGAGACAUGAUGGCCCUCAAACUACAUACGAGGGUCGAGGAGGUGCAAGAAGUGGUCGAAACGGCGCAAAAAGAAAAGAAAAUAGAAAAGAAGCUCGCGGACAUCUCCGGCGCGUGGAAGGAGUUCCAGAUCGACUACCGGCCCCACAAGGCCACGGAAGUCAGUCUCAUCUCGUUAUCAGAAGAAGUUCUGGAAGCGUUAGAUGCGCACAUGCUGGAAUUACAAACCAUGCUCGGCAUGGGGAAAUUCGUCGAGUUUUUUAAGGCCGGCGUCGAGGAGUGGCAGGUCAAGCUGUCCAACGUCCAGUCCACCAUUGGUGUGUGGGAGAAGGUUUCUCGCUCUUGGGCUGCUCUCGAAUCGAUCUUCUUGUCGUCAGCGGACAUCCGAGCUUCACUGUCGGACGUGACGAAGAUUUUUGAGGGCAUCGACGCCGAGUUCAAGGCCAUGAUGCAGGAAAGUUGCACGGAGUUUAAUGUUAUAAAUGCGUGUAACGUCGAUGGGAAGGAGCAGGCUCUAACAGAGAUGAAGAAAGGUCUGGAUAAGUGCCAGCGGGCAUUGAACGAGUACUUGGACGUGAAGAAAGCCAUCUACCCUAGAUUUUAUUUCGUCAGUGCCGUGGCGUUGUUAGACAUGCUGGCCAACGGCACGAACCCGCGGAAGAUCAUGCCGUAUCUGGGGGACUGCUACGACGCGCUCGCCAACCUCAUCUUCAUCAAGGACGAAGCGACGGGCGAGGAAUCCAAUAAAACGGCGGACAUCAUGGUGGCAAAAGAUCGGGAACGCAUCCCCAUGCACGAGCCGUUUACCAUGGAAGGAGAAGUAGAACUCUACUUGAACCGGUUAACGGACGCGAUGCAAGUCACGCUGCGCCACCAGAUGCUCAAGGGCAUCGAAGAUGGCGUGAACUGGGAGACCUCCGAGGAAUUACCUAGACAUAAAUGGUGCUUCAAGUACCCCGCGCAAGUCGUGCUCACGGGCUCGUUGAUCUACUGGACCGAAGAGACGGAGCAAGCUUUAGAGGAGUUGGAAGGUGGCAAGGAAGACGCCGUGAAGCUGACCUACCAGAACUCUCUUACCAGACUAGGACACUUGAUCCAGUUGGUAUUAGGAGAACUCACGUCGGGUGACAGAUGCAAGAUCAUCACGUUCAUCACGAUGGACGUGCACGGCCGCGACGUGCUCAAACUCAUGGUCGAUAGUAAAAUAGAAGGACCGGGGGCCUUCAUGUGGCAGCAGCAGCUCAGGUUUUACUGGGAGCACGACGUCAUGGACGUAAAUAUAAGAAUUUGUGCGUACGCGGUGUGAAUUGAACCUUACGCCAUCGACGCGACGCGUCUGGAUCAGACGAGGUCGUGAGUGGUCUUUUUUUUUAUUUUGAGCCGUUUCGUGAUGGUACGAUCCGCGCAGGCGACUUCAAGACGAAAUACUUCUACGAGUGGACGGGCAACGUCGGGCGGCUGGUCAUCACGGCCCUCACGGACCGAUGUUACAUUACGUUGACGAUGGGGCUGCGCUUGUUCCUGGGCGGCGCGCCGGCCGGUCCUGCGGGUACCGGUAAAACGGAAACGACGAAGGACUUAGCCAGAGCGUUAGCCUUGCCGUGCUACGUCUUCAAUUGUUCGGAUCAGAUGAACUACCAGUCCAUGGCCGACAUCUUCCGGGGUCUCGCACAAACAGGAGCCUGGGGCUGCUUCGACGAGUUCAACCGCAUUAGCAUCGAGGUGUUAUCUGUGGUAGCCACCCAAGUGAAAACAGUACAAGACGCGAUCGUCAAGUACGCCGUACCGAGUCGCAGAGAGGAGCAGUACCAGCAUUUGAGCGCGGGCACGCCUCCCAACAAAGUGGGGAAAUUCGACUUCUUCGGGACGAUCAUCGACCUCAUUCCCACCUGUGGUUUUUGGAUUACCAUGAAUCCCGGCUAUGCCGGCCGUACGCCCCUACCAGAAAAUCUGAAGGCCUUGUUCCGAUCGUGCGCGAUGAUCCGGCCCGACCUGAAACCCAUCUGCGAGAACAUGUUGAUGUCUGAAGGUUUUCAAACCGCUCAAAAAUUAGCUAUUAAGUUCGUCACUCUCUAUGCUUUGAGCGGUGAACUUUUGAGUAAGCAGGCGCAUUAUGACUGGGGUCUGAGAGCUGUCAAAUCAGUAUUGAGAGUCGCGGGCAAGAUGAAGCGCGCCGAGCCGGACUUGGAGGAGGCCCAGAUCCUGAUGCGCGCGCUGCGCGACUUCAACACGCCGAAGAUCCCGGCGGUGGAUACUCCUAUCUUUUUAAGACUGAUCUCGGACCUGUUCAUGGGUUUAGAGGUACCAGUAAAAGUCGACGAGGGCCUCAAGCAGCGCAUCGUGCGCGUCGCGAACGACACGGGCAUUCAGUAUGAUGACAUCUUCAUUCUGAAGACGUGCCAGUUCCAGGAGCUGCUGGACGUGCGCCACAGCGUCAUGUUGUUGGGCCCGGCGGGCUGCGGCAAGACGGAGAUCUGGAAGUGCCUCGCGGGCACGCACAACCUGGACAAGCCCAAAAAAACUUGCGUCUACGAGACCGUAAACCCGAAAAGUGUUUCCGGCGACGAGCUUUAUGGGUAUAUGACCCUCUCAAAAGACUGGAAGGACGGCUGUCUGUCGAUUAUUAUGCGGGGCAUGGCCAAGAACUUCGCCGAACAAAGCUUUUAUGAAUAUCAAACCUAUAAAUGGGCCGUCUUAGAUGGCGACAUCGACGCGGUCUGGAUCGAGUCCAUGAACACGGUCAUGGACGACAACAAGGUGCUGACGCUCGUCUCGAACGAACGCGUGCCCUUGAGCGACGCGAUGCGCAUGGUCUUCGAAAUUAACAGUCUGAAGAACGCGACGCCGGCGACGGUCUCGCGCGCCGGUAUUUUGUACAUCAACGAGUCCGAUAUUGGGUGGAGACCUUUCGUGGAAACGUGGCUCGCUGAUCGAGAAAAAGCGGAGCUCAUGACGCAAAUAGAAGCGCAGAACCUCCUCGGCCUCUUCGACAAGUACGUCGAUUCGACGGCGGCGAUGACAAGAAAAGGCUUCAAGAAGUGCACGCCGAUCUACCUCAUGAACCAAGUGCAAACUACGGUGUAUCUCCUAGAAGCCCAGUUCGACGCGGCGGCAGGAGUCGACAUGACUUUAGAACUCAUGGAAAAAAUUUAUGUGUUCUGCCACAUCUGGGCCUUCGGCGGGCCCAUGAUCAUCGACAAGCAGACGGACUUCCGGAAGCGGUUCUCGGACGAUUUUAAACAAACAUUUCCGACCGUGCUCUACCCGCCCGAGGGUGAUGUGUUCGACUACUACUUCGAUUCGCAAACCGAUCAGCACGUUCAUUGGAGGGAUUCCCUGGAGAAGUACGUGCCCGAGGCCAUUGGCUCUGGGCCUGGAGAAACUGCAUUCAUGGCUCUGAACGUGGAGACCGUCGAUAGCAAACGUACGAAGUACUUAAUUGAUGUUUUGAUGAGACGAGGCCGAAAUGUGAUGUUGGUUGGCACGGCGGGCACGGGCAAGACGGCGACGAUCAACAAGUACUUGAAUGGCUUGGACAAGGACACCGACGGUUUAUUAUCAUACUCUAUAGUGAUGUCCUACUUUACGGAUAGCGCCAAGUUACAGGUAGAUUUAGAGCUACCGAUAGACAAGCGAGCGGGCAGGAUGUUCGGCCCCCCGACCGGAAAAAAGUUGAUCUACUUCAUCGAUGAUUUGAACCUGCCGUACAUCGAAACGUACGGCACGCAGAAUAGCAUCGCGUUAUUGACGCAAUUGCUGCAACACGGUACCAUAUUCGAUAGAGCCGACCUAGGAUUUAGGAAGGAGAUCGUGGAUGUGCAGAUCAUCACGGCCAUGAAUCCCACGUCCGGCAGCUUCGAGAUCUGCGAGCGCGGCCAGAUCCAAUUCGCGACGUUCUCGUGCGCCAUGCCCUCGACCACCGACUUACAAACCAUCUACGAGCAGAUCUUCAACGGCCACGUCGAGCGCUUCGACAAGAAAGCGAAGGAGACGGCGCCGUUUAUUGUGUCGGCCUCGAUCGGUUUAAUUGACAAGGUCGCGGCGAAGUUCUUACCUACGUCUGUCCGCUUCACCUACUUCUGGACCAUGCGCGAGAUGACGAACCUGUUCCAGAACAUGUGUCUGGCCAAAGAUAAAUACUACGGCACGGGCGAUGCGCUCGCGAAGCUGUGGUGCCACGAAUGUCGCCGUGUCUUAGCUGACAGGUUAAUAACAAUAGACGAGACCAAAAUCAUCGACGACAUGAUCGGCGAGUGCCACGCGGACCACCUCAAAAAACAAGGCGUAAGUGCCGAUGUGUUACUGAAUGACGCCGAACAUGCGAACAUCUACACGACGUUCACGGCAGUCGAGCCGGACGGCGCCUACCGCCCGAUUGAUGAUUUAGCACAAUUAUCAAAAGUGCUCGAGGCGAAACUCGUGGAAUACAAUGAAAGUAAUGCGAUGAUGGACCUGGUCCUUUUUGACGACGCGAUGUCGCACAUCUCAAGGAUCGCGCGCAUCAUCUCGAACCCCGCCGGGAACGCCAUGCUCAUUGGUGUUGGUGGUAGUGGUAAACAGUCCCUCACGAAACUUGCGGCAUUUAUUUGUGGGUAUGAAACCAAACAGUUAGAGGUAACAUCAGCAUACAGCGAGAACGACUUCAAGGAGGACAUCAAAUUGUUCUACACGCUCUGCUGCUCGAAAGAUACGCCCAUGGUGCUGCUGAUGACGGAUUCGCAGAUCGUCAAUGACCGAUUCUUGAUCUAUAUUAAUGCCUUAUUAAGUGCAGGAUGGGUCAGCGACCUCCUAGCGAAGGAUGAAUUGGACGCCAUCACGGGCUCGCUGCGCAACGAGAUGAAGGCGAACGCGCCGCUGUUAAAUCCCGAUGAUCCUAAUGAUGCCCAAACAUAUAUGAUCCAGAAGUUCCGGAUCCGCUUCAAGCUCGUAUUAGCUUUCUCGCCGGUGGGCGACACCUUCCGGAUUCGUGCUAGAAGGUUCCCCGGUUUGAUCAAUUGUACCGCUAUUGAUUAUUUCCACCCCUGGCCUCAUCAGGCUUUGGUGAGUGUCGCGAACCGCUUUUUAGCUGAUGUGGAACUAGAAGAUGAAUCGUUGAAGGGCAAACUAGCUCUACACAUGGCCCUCGAACAUCUCAGUGUCGGUGACGCGUCCGCGAAGUACGCGCAGACGCAGCGCCGGUACAACUACGUCACGCCCAAGUCGUAUCUCGAAUUGAUCGGCUUUUAUAAAUAUGUCUUCGGCGAGAAGCGCCAGGACAUCCAGCGGCAGAUCGAUCGGUUGGACGUCGGUCUUUCUACUUUAAAGAAAACGUCAACGGACGUCGCGGAACUCAAGAUCGACCUAGAAAGGACCAUGGUCAUGGUCGAGGAGAAGAAGAGCGCCACGGACGCGCUCAUCAUCGAGAUGGGCAUCUCGCGGAACAUCGCCGAGAAGGAGGGCGCGGCCGCUAAUAUAGAAGCGGAGAAAGCAGGUGUUGCGUCUGCGGCAGCUCUGGAAGUCAAGACGUCGGCCGAGGCCGAGCUCGCCGAGGCCGAGCCGGCCAUGCAGGCCGCGGCGGACGCCGUGGCUUGUUUGACCAAGAACAUGCUCGGUGAGCUCAAGUCUCUACCGAAGCCUCCAGCAGGCGUGGAAAAGGUGACGGCCUGCUGUCUCAUCUUGCUCGAGCACGAGUACAAGCAGCACCUGAAGUGGGACCGGGCCAAGAAGAUGAUGGGCAACGUCGACGCGUUCAUGACGACGCUCCAGGAGUACGACGGCAGGACGAUGCCCGAGAACGAGAUCCCGAAAAUUGAAGUCUUCGUGAACGACCCCGAGAUGACCGUCGACGCGAUGAAGAAGAAAAGUGCCGCUGCUGCUAAUUUAUGGACGUGGGUCGUGAACAUCUACGGGUUCAACCGGAUCUACGUGAAAGUAAAACCCCUCAUGGACGCGUUAGACGAGGCGAACGCGUCGAAGGCCGCUGCCGAUGAAUCUCUGGCUGCUGCUCAGGCUACGGUGAAGAGGUGCGAGGACGAGUUGCAAGCCUUGCAGGAUAAAUUCGAAGCGGCUACUGCUGAGAAACAGGAGGUCGAGGAGAUGGCCGAGGCCUGCUUGGAGAAGCUUGGUCUAGCGGAGAGAUUAGUGGGCGGUCUCGCGUCGGAGAACGAGCGCUGGGGCCGGGAGAUCGAGGAGAUGAAGGUCUCGACGAAUUGUCUGAUCGGCGACUGUAUGGUCGCCGCGGGUUUUGUGUCGUAUGUCGGUGCGUUCGACCAGAAGAACCGGGAGGCGUUGUGGAAGACGACGUGGCUCGAGGACCUCAAGCAGAACGGCGUGCCGAUGAGCGAGACGGUCGACCCGCUGCCGAUCCUCGUGACGGACUCGCAGGUCGCGCGCAUGGUCGGCGAGGGCCUGCCGGAGGAUCGCAUUUCUACGGAGAAUGGCGCUAUUAUUACCUGUUGUAAACGAUGGCCUCUGAUAAUCGACCCGCAAGUGCAGGGCAUCAAGUGGCUCAAGCAGAAGCAGGAGAAGGACGGCUUUGUGCCUUGCUUAUUAACACAGAAAAAUUGGAUUCGAGCUAUGAGGGGCGGUAUCAGUGACGGCAUGUGCGUCAUCAUCGAGAACCUCGGCGAGGAGAUCGACGCGACGCUGGAUCCGGUCUUAUCGAGGGCGAUCUACAAGAAGGGUUCGUCGCUGUACAUCAAGUUCGGCGGCGAGGAGAUGAACUACGAUCCGGCCUUCUCGCUCUACAUGCAGACGCGCUUGGACAACCCCCACUACAAGCCCGAGAUUGCCGCGCAGUGUACGCUGAUCAACUUCAUCGCGACCGAGCGUGGUCUCGAGGACCAGUUGCUGGCCAAGACCGUCGGGGAGGAACGACCUGAUCUCGAAGCUGAAACACAACGACUCAAUGCGGAAGCCACCCAAUACAAGAUCCAACUACUGGACUUGGAGGACCAGUUGCUCGAGAGACUGGCCAAUGCCCCUGAUGAUAUUCUAAGUGAUAUUCCGCUCAUCGAAGGUUUGGAGGCCACGAAGAAGACGUCCAAGGAGAUCCAGGCCGCUCUCGCCGAGGGCGCGAAGGUCACGGCCGGCAUCUCCGUCGCGCGCGAGGUCUACCGCAAGCAGGCGUCGGAGGGCGCCAUGCUCUACUUCAUGCUCACGCGCAUGUGCGCCGUGGACCACAUGUACCAGUACUCGUUGGAUUCCUUCGUUACGUUCUUCCUCAAGUCCAUCGCGAAGGCUACCGCGGCCCCGAAGAUCGAGGACCGCGUCGCCAAUUUAGUCACCAGUCUGAGAAUGACGAUCUUCACCUGGGUCGCGAGAGGCUUGUUCACGCGCCACAAGCUCAUCUUCUUGUCCGUCAUCACGUUCGGAUUGAUGAAGCGAGGCACGCUCGGCGAAGAUAAUUUGAUUGAUCCCGUGCUGUUCGACUUCUUGUUGAAGGGGCCCAAGAAGGCCUCGGACGAGAAUCCUUUACAAUCAUGGCUGCCGCGACCGGCCUGGGAGGCCUGCCAAGCUCUAGCUGAUCUCGAUGAUUUUGGCAAGUUGCCUGCGGAUCUCGUGGAGGCCGCCCCGCGCUUCCGCGAGUGGUACAACCACGCCACGCCGGAAGCCGAGAAGCUACCGCUCGACUGGUCGCAACUAGAUCGGCCAGAUAAAGCGUUCAAGAAGAUGCUCGUCGUCCGUUCUCUCAGACCGGACCGCAUGGUCUCGCACUUGGCCAAUUUCCUGCGAACGACCAUGCCCGCCGGUGGCGAUUAUGUGGACUGCGACUCGACGCUGAACUCUGUGCAGAUUCUGAGGCAGUCUCUCGCGGAUAGCACGCCGCAGACGCCCAUUUACUUCAUUUUGUCGCCGGGUGCGGACGUCGUGGCCGAUCUCGAUAAGAUCGCCGCGGAACAGGAUCCUCCUUUCGUCAAUGGCGAGAAUUAUUUUAAUGUCUCCAUGGGCCAGGGCCAGGACGUCAUCGCCAUGUCCUACUUGGAAUCAGCGCAUCGCAAUGGCUCUUGGGUGAUCCUGAACAACAUCCAUUUGAUGCCGAAAUGGCUCCUAGAACUGGAGAAGAAGUUGGAUUCAUUUGGCGAUCAUUCCCAUGAUAAUUUCAGAUUGUUCCUAUCAUCUGAUCCGGCCAAGAACAUCCCGAUCGGUAUCCUGAACCGAUGCAUCAAGCUCACGAACGAGCCCCCGGGCGGCCUGAAAGCCAAUUUAGUCAGAGCCUUCUGCUUCUUCAGCAAGGAGUCCUUCGAAGAGCUCGACAGCAAGACGAAAUCUAUCUUGUUUGGACUCUGCCACUUCCACGCCGUGAUGAUGGAGCGCAAGUUGUAUGGUCCCAUGGGCUACAACAUGAUGUACCCGUUUGCCGUGGGUGACUUAAGAGACUCAGCAGUUAUCUUGAGCAACUACAUGGAGAACAGCGGAGGAGGCAAGAUCCCCUGGAUGGACCUGAAGUACUUGUUCGGCGAGAUCAUGUACGGCGGCCACAUCGUGAACGACUUCGAUCGCCUGACGUGCAAGGUCUACCUCGACUUCUUCAUGAAGGACGAGUUGUUGGACGAGACGGAGAUGUACCCCUACUCGGAGGAGGAAAAGGGUGUCUCGUUCAUGUGCCCCGCGCCGACUUCCUAUGAUAAUUAUUUGAAGCACAUCAAUGCUACCUUGACCUCUGACACUCCCGUGGCCUUUGGCUUGCACCCCAACGCCGAGAUCGACUUCAGAACGACGCAGAGUGAAGGCAUGUUCAAGACGUUAGUGGAAUUGCAGCCUCGAUCCGCGGGCGACGACGAGGGCGGCGGCAUGUCGCCCACGGAAGUCGCCGCAGCCAAGCUUGAUGACAUCAUGGAGCGCUUCGGCGAGAAGAAGUUCGACAUUGACGACCUCGAUGCGUCUCUCGACGACAAGGGCCCCUUCCAGAACUCGUUCCUGCAGGAGAUGGAGGUCAUGAACCGCCUGUUGGCGGAGAUUGUCCGUUCAUUGAAAGAAUUAACACUAGGCUUCAAGGGCGAGUUGUCGAUGAGCGACGCCAUGGAGGCCGUGUGCGACGCGUUGUUCAUGGACGAGGUGCCGCCGAAGUGGUCCAAGAUUUCUUGGGCCUCGAUGAAGGCGCUUUCCGGGUGGUUAGCGAACUUUACGGCUCGCUUAGGGCAAUUAGAAGAGUGGGCGGGCAACCCCACGGAGAUCCCCAAGUGCACGUGGCUGUCCUACUUGAUCAACCCGCAGUCGUUCCUCACGUCGGUCAACCAAGUCGCGGCGCAAAAGAACCAGUGGGAGCUCGAUAAGUUAGUGACGUUCACGGACGUGACGAAGUGGGAAGAUCAUAGUAAGGUCGACUCCGUCAGCCGAGACGGCGCCUACGUGUGCGGCUUCAACAUGCAGGGCGCGCGCUGGGACACGGGCGCGUCGACGAUCGACCGAAGCAAGCCCAAGGAGAUGUUCUUCGGCAUGCCCGUCCUGUCGAUCCGAGGCCUCUCGGCGGAGAAGGCCGACUUCGGCAACAUGUACAUGUGCCCGGUUUACAAGACCGAAUUCCGCGGGCCCACGUUUGUCUUCUGCGCGAACCUGAAGACGAAGAGUGCGGCCGGCCGGUGGACGCUCGCGGGCGUCGCGCUGAUCAUGGAGCUGACGGCCUAGGUGCCUAAAUAUAUUUGCAGCUCAUCUAAGCAUCCAUAGGGGCCUCAACGUAAUUUCAACGUACUACUAGUACUUGCCAGUGACUUGUUAGUUGUGAUUCCAGAAUCGCCCGAUCAUACUUUUAAUACCGGUGAUACUUCAUCUUGAUCGUGUCGUCGCUGCUAGGCGCAGAAAAAAAUUCCCGAGCCCCGUUUUACAUAUCUUUGCCUACUACUCAGGGCCGGGUGGGACUUGGGGUGGGAGGUAUACAUACGGUACAUACCCCAGGCGCCCCUGAGAUCGGCCCAUGCGGACAGGUGCGCGGGCCCUCUCCGCGUGCCAAGUUGUCGGAAUCCAAAUAUGUCUUAAGGGACAAAAUGCAUUUACAUGGGUAGGGGGGUAGGUACUUAAGUAUACAUAGGCAGCCUAUGUCCCUAGCUGGAGAGCGCUUUAUGACAUCAGCUUGACGAAUACGCGAUCGAGCUUAACGACUCGUGCGCGUACAUCGAAGCGCUGCUGUGAACCGUCUACGCCUGCCCAUUUCGCUGCCAUGGAGGCAUGGCUCAAAUGCCUUGUGCUCUCUCUAGCUUGGACAGCGUCUGCCUUCGUGGCUCGCGCACCCCGUCCAGCCAUGGCCGCGGCAUUGCGCCGCAGCUCCAGGCACGACGUCGCGUCCAGGCACGUCGCCUCGAUGGCCGCGACGUUGACGGACCCGACGCCGAGCUCGGGAGCCAUGCGCCCGGAAGCUACUAUUUCGCCCUCCGACCCGACGACCGAACAUGCCGCAGCCACUGAGACGACGAGCGGCGCGCCGGACUACUCGAGGUUCGACUGGAUGGAUCACUGGUAUCCCGUCGCGUGGACGCGCGACUUGCCCGUCGACGCCGUGACUAAGGUGACGCUCUUCGACGUGGACUACUGCGUGGUGAAUCGCGGCGAACGCGAACCGCUCGCCCUGGAGGACAAGUGCCCGCACCGCCUCGCGGCGCUCUCCGAGGGCAGACUCACGGCUCAGGGCUACGUCCAGUGCGCCUACCACGGCUGGAGCUUCGACGCGAGCGGCGAGUGCAAGUCCGUGCCCCAGCGCGAGGGCGGCGCGUCGACGGCCCUCUGUGCGACGGCGGUCCCGUGCCGCGUGGAACAGGGCCUGCUGUGGCUCUUUCCCGGCGCCGCCGCCGGCCGCGACGCCGACCGCUCCGCGCCGCCGCCGCGCGUCCCGGAGAUGGACGACCCGGCGUUCAAGUGGACGACGGCGAUCCGGGAUCUGCCCGUCGACUAUAGUAUUCUCGUCGAAAACAUCCUGGACCCGGAUCAUGGCUUAUUCGCCCAUCAAGCGGCUCCGUUCGACCUCUACACGGCGACGCGCGCCGCGCCGCAGACCGUCGCCGUCGACGAGUCGUCGCCGGGCUUUUUCUCGCUCUCGUCGGCCGUCGCCGCGGUGCCGAAGCUGGUGACGACGAUGAAAAAGGAAAUAAGACAGCCCGGGACCGUGGCGGGCACGACGCUGUACGGCGCGCAAAACGUCACCGGCGUUUCCACGUUCCGGCCUCCGAGCGCCAUCGCCACGGGCCGGCGCGACGCGGCGGGCGAAACAAAGUUCCAGGCCUGUUUCUGGCUCUGCCCGACGGGCGUGGGACGCACGCGGUUCAUGAGCGCCGGCGUCGGCCGCCUGCCGGUCGCGGUGCCGCGGUGGCUCCAGCACGUCGGGCUCAACAACUUCCUCGACCAGGACACGCACCUCCUCGCGACGCAGCAGCCAUACGUUUUACAGGCCGAGUACGACGCCGCGAAGUCGGGCGCCCCCCUCGUCCGCCGCCAGCUCUACAAGUACUCGUCGCCCACGGAGCGGCUGCUGGUCGAGGUCGGGAAGUUUAUGGACGCUGCCGUGCCCAAAACGCCGAACAGAUACGCCGAGCCCCUUAAACUUCUCAUGCCGUGCCCGCCCCGGGAGACGACGCUCGACCGCUACGCGCAGCACACGCAAGUGUGCCCCGACUCGCGAGGCGCGGUCCGCAACGCCAAGGCCCUGCGUCUCGUGUCCUGGGCAGCGGCCGCGACGGUCGCUGCCGGGCGCGUGGCCCGCCUCGGCUCCGUGGCGCGGGCGGCGGCGAGCCCCGCGGCCCUCGGCCUCGCGGCGCUCGGCUACGCGGCGCACGCGUUCGUCGGCGAAUUCGCGUUCAAGUACGGCUCCGCGAAGCGCGACCGCGACCUCCGCGGCAUCCCGAAGGUGUAUGCCGACGAGCGGCUCGACGACUAGUCUGUUGUAUAAGUGACUGUACAUUAUUACUUCACAUGACGCCGCGCCACGCGCCCGCGGCGACGUCACCGCUCUCGGAGAUCAGGAGUCCGAUCGACAUGUUCGUCUCGCUGUUCUGUUUCGCGCAGUGGUAGAGGCGCAGCGCGUCGCCGUCGGCGACGAGGUAGGGCGUCCCCACGACCUGGGCCGUCCAGGCGCCCAGGGGAGCGAUACCGGGCGCGACGAUGGCUUGUCCGUCGCCGACGCGGGCCCAGGUCCGGCCGCCGUCCGACGACGUCGCCGCGCCGAGGCGGUGCGUGCCCGAGAACGUGCCUCCGCCGUCGACGCCCUCGUAGACCAUGAGCGCGUGGUCGCCGCGCUUGAUCACCGAACGCGUACCCACGCCCGUCUCGUCAAAGGCUCCGGCCGGGCCGACGUCGAGCGCGAGGCGGCGGUCGGCCCACGAGAGGCCCGCGUCGGUCGACGUCGCCGAGAAGGCUCUCCAGUGCGUGCCGUUGAAGGCGUGGUAGAGCAUGACCCACUCCUUAUCGUAGCGCAGGAUCCGCGGCCACGACGCGAACAAGCCCUCCUCGGCCCGCGCCUCGAGGACCGGGCCCGCGCCGUCGGCGCCGGAGCCGCAGCGCGUCCAGCUUUGCCCGCCGUCUACCGAACGCGCGCGGCCGAUCUGCAUUGCGAGGCCGCGGUAGGCUUUGCCAGAGGCGCUCGCCUCCCCGCCACCGCCUCCGCCGCCGCCAAAGUAGAACAUGAGCAGCGAGCCGUCGUCCUCCCGGAUCACGUCCCCGACGCCCGUGUGGAGCCCGUCCCAGGCGUCGACGUUGUCCGCCGGGCCGAAGACACUUUUAUCGGCGCGCGGGCCGUCGACCUUGCUCCAGCGCACGCCGUCCGCGGACUCCGCGAGGCCGCUGGUUCCGGUUGGCAGGAACCCGACCGUGCCGUCGGACCAGUUACCGUUAUUACCAUAGUACCACAUCUUCCAGCGGUCCUCACCAGGUCCGGGCUUGAGGACGACGGGAUUCGCUAUACAGGCCGAGUCCCAGCGCUCCGGCCGGUCCGCCGACGGCGAAAGGACGGGGGCCAGCGACGACGGUUCGUCAGAGUCUGUCGUCGCUGCCACCGGUCCCGCGCGACGGAUGCUGCGCUUGCAGACGAAAGCGUCGGUCGUCUGAGCCAGGAUGAGCACUAUAACUACGCGCGGCAUUGCAAAAUGGCAGCACUGCAGUGCAGGUUACUGAUGACUGUCAGUGUAUUAUCGACAACACAAAACACCGAUGCACGGCAGCUUUGCAGGCUCGCUUGCGCACCUACAGAACGCUGUGCUGGGAGCGUAAGCACGCUGAGAGAGUAUGCACAGCUGCUAUAUCGAGCCAGUGAAAGUCUGCAAUUAAGUCUGCCUAGUGUGUGUCAUUACGCUAGCCCGAGGUCCGGCCUCAGCGCAGCGCGGGUAAUUUGCGCUCUACUGGGGCUCAGGGGCCGUUGGACUCUGUCGCCGCAUAACACCCGCGAAAGAUCCGCUGGCUCCCGCGCCGCGCCGCCCGUAACGUGCAGCGAGCGGAGAGCACUCUCCCAGGCGACCAACAUGGGCGCCCAAUUCUCGACGGCCGGCCGGAGAGAAGCCGCGCGCAAGCGGCGCGCCGAGACGCGCGACACCGCCCUCCGGCAAGCAAAACGGCGCAUCGCGCGGCCCUGCCGCUUCGGUCUGCCGGAAGACGCGCUGCUGGGCGUCCUGGCCUUUGCUGAUUACCCUGGCGUCGCCUACGGCUCGGCUGUCUGCCGCGAGUUCCGCGACGCUCUAUCAAAGAUUAAGCCCGACCUGCUGCACAGCCUAGCGCUGCACCGCUUCCCGCAGCUGCGAUUGGUAAGAGCGCCGCGGUGCAUGCGGCCGGACCCGCGCCAGCUCUUCGAGUCGCAGCGACGCCUGGUGGCGCCGCAGCCGCGGCCGGUCCCUACCAUCACGCCCCGGCGCGACCUCGAUUCGUACAUCUUCUCGCUGGAGCUCUCGACGCGCCGCCACGGCACCGACGAGGCCAAGAGCGUGAUCCACGUCGGCGAGGGCCGCGUGAGGCGAGAAGAGGGCCGCCCGAGCUUCCAGUUCGACGUCCCCGCGUCGAUCUUCACGGCCCUCAUGCUGGACGACGUGCCGCUCGACAUAUAUGCCACCGUAUUAUGCUUUAAAAGGGGCACGUGGCAGCGGUGCGUGCUCACGCAGACCGAGGUCGACGACUGUGAUGGAGAUACAUUUUUCUUUGAUUGGACCGAAGUGCCUGGCCCGGGACAAGACAGCGAGCGCGGCCGACUCUUAGCGUGGCUGCGCCAGAACCCGGAGCAGAACGCUGAUGGGAUGAACGUAUCCGCGUGGCCGCUCCUGAAACUGACCUGGGAUUACGCGGCCGGCGGCUCCAUGAGCCACGUGAACGCGCACCUCAUGUGGGAGUCCGUCGGGGACUUGUUCGACAUGAGCGAGGCCCAGGCGCGCUGUACGCUCGAGCAUUGGUGCGCGUGGACCGGGUAAGGAGCUAAGUGUACAUAGAGCAUGGCUCAACAUCGCCGGCGGCAUCAGGCAGAUGCAUCGGGAUAUGUAGCACGCCGUCGCCGCGACUCGAGAGGGAGAAAGACUUGAGAAAAGCUAUACUUAUCGUGCGCAUGGGGAGUCCAUUUACCGAGAAGGGAACUCACGCCUCACGCGCCCAGGAGCCGCCCCGGGUCGCGCCCCGCCUCCAGAAAUAAGGGCGACCGCGGCGGCGACCGCAGCGGCGACGACGGCGCCGCGAAGACGAGGCGGGCGUCGCGGUCGUCGUCGUCCGCGGCGCAGCACCAGCAGCCCGCCUCUUUUUGGCGCGCCUCGGGCACGCGCCGCUGCGAAAAGGGCACGGGCGACGACCAGCAGGGCGACGGCGGACAUCGAAAGCCGUCGCUGUCGGAGUCGUCGCGGCCGCCCUCGCCGACGUGUAGUCUAGAGCCGUUCCGCCGCGCGUUCCUCAAAGAGUCAAACAAGUCCUUCAGGCGGUCAAAAGACGAAUGUUCCCUUCGCAUGUCCGCGGGCUCGUUGGACACGGCUCGUCGGAGGCGCGCGACCUCGUUUUCCAGGCGCGCGCGAUCCCGCUCGGCGCGGUCGCGGUCUAUGCGCGCCCGCGCCGCCGCCUGCUCGCUCGCCUCUAGGCGCGCGGCGUCGGACGCCGACCGCGCCGCGGCCUUGCGCGCCUCGGCGCGGAACCGGUCGACUGUGGACGCGUCGACGCUGCUGCUCGACGCCUCAUCAGCAAAAGUCUCGCAGGCGUCGAGAAAGCCGCGUGCCGGUGCGGCCACGGUCUCGGCGGGCGUAGCUUGUCGUGCGUUCAUUUUUAGUUUCCGCGCGCGUCGCUGGUGCUGCUCACGCGUCGACGGCGUCAGUGGCAGCGUCUCUGACGCGCUCGCGCUUGUUUUUGCCGCUGUUGCUGCGGUCUUGCCUUUUGUGUGAUUAAAAGCUCUGCAGUUGUCCGAGACUGCAGAUUUCUUGCCACUUCGCGUACACAGAUACUGCUGUAGUACUUCCGCUGCUCAACGUCGUGUCGGCGUGCUACCGGCAGCCAAUUAUGGACUUUUUCGAUACAAUGCGUAGUGCUGAUGUCGACUUUUUGGCGGGUCAGCCGAGAAGCGCGAGCCGCCCUCAGCAGCCCUCCCAGGUCCUGUUGCACUGCCCCACGACCGCUCUCGCGAGAAACGUAAUCGGCGGCGGCCGAGCCCGCACUCACACAGCGCUCGAGCUCUCCAGACGCGCAAAGACGCUGGUACCACUGCCCAAGAGGCUCCCAAAGCCGCAACAAAGCGAGUAGUAAGAGCCGUCGACCACCGGUAGCCGCGCGCACCCCAAGCGCAUUGCCAGGGGCAGCCUUCAGCCCUUGGGGCAGCCCCCACGACAACCACCAUGAAGCGCGCCGGCACGCCGCAAGAGCGCGCUCUAGCUCAAAUGAAGCUGAAAGCAGCCGCCACCGCUUCAAGAUCCGCAGCGCUCUUCCAGAAGUCCGUCGCGAGCGCGAGUGAGAGCCGGCCCACGUCGAAGCGAGGAAAAAAAACAAAGAAGAAGAAGCGCUUGUACAAGCGCCCGAAGGCGUGGGAGGAGUGCUGGGUCGACGUGCGAAAGAAGCAGGACGCCUUCGGCCAGAAGUGGAAGGUCUGGCCGUCGCAAGUGCCGAGACGCGCUGUUACGUUACUGGGGACGUGCCUCUACGUCGAACCCGAGACGGCUAAGGCGUCGAACGGCUGGUGGGCGCCGAAGCGCACCGUCUGCCUCGGAGAAGAGAACGAGAAAAUCGAUCAGAUUCCCCCGGAGUGGCUCACGGCACCUCCAAACAAGUACGACAAACACAUCAAGGCCGCGGCCAAGGAGGAGGACUGGCUCCUCGAGGUGUCCGUGGAAAGGAAGAUGAAGGCGUUGUGUCGGGCGUCGAACGCGCUGGAGAUUUUUAACCAGUAUGAUGAUGACGGGAGCGGCGAGCUCGACGGAGACGAGUUCCGCGCGAUGAUGGCGCUGACUCGGAGCAGAAAAUGGGCUUCAACGUGACGUGGUCGCGGCGAUGGCGUGCCUCGACGCCGUCGAUGCGGCCGCAUGAGAGCGUUUCGUGACGGUGUCGUUCCCACACAGGCUCAUAUUGGAGAGGACCUCUCCGAGGAGAAGAUCGAGAACUUGCUAGCUGCGCUGGAUCCUUCCGGCGAUGGUGCGGUCGACUUUGACGAGUUCAAGCAGUUCAUCAACCGGAGGGACAAGGUCGGCAUUUCGCAAAGUAGAGAAUUUUGCGGUACCUAUGACACUUCUUUCAAGGACCAGCUCCUCAAGCUCUACGACCCGAAAAAAGUAGCGCCGAAGUUCCACCCCUUGUAUACGCUGAAAGCGCUGUGUAAGCGGGAAAGUCUGAAAUUCGAUCCGAGCAUCCGAAGGCACUUGAACGUCCUCUGGAAGGAGAUCGACGAGGACAAGUCGGGGCGCAUCGAGUACGACGAGUACGUGCCCAUGCACCGGCGCUGCUGCGAGAUCAUGGUCUCGCUGACGAAGAUCGAGGUCGAGUCGAUCAGUGGGAAGAAAGUCAACGUCGGAACGGGUUUGCCGCCCAAACUACUCACGCGCGACGGCCGCAUCAACCACGAGGAGCACGAAAAAUUAGCGCAGGAGGACUGGGAGAUCGACAACGGGGGCAUGGGCUUCCUCGACUACGAGCGCUUCGCGUCGUGCUGGUGCGGACGCGGCGUCUUUCACGCCAUCGACGCGCGUCGUCUCGGACCGCGUCGAUGGCGUCGUCACAACGCAGGUUCCAGAUCGCCGACCAGUUCACCGACAAAAUAGCACUCGAGGAAUACGAGAAGUUCCUGGGGCGGAUCGUGGAGCAGGUCGUGCCGGAAGAGCCAGAGGAGGAGCCCGUUCCUAGGAGGAGCUCCAUCGAUUCGUUGAUCUCGCACCUGAGGAACGAGGAGGUCGCAGAGAUCGUGACCGACGUCUUCGAGGAGAUGUCGUAUGAAGUGUGGGUCUCGAAUUUGGGCGCGGUGUUGACACAAGUGAAACUGGAUGAAAAACCGGUGGAAGAGAUCUUCGUGUCUAUUACUCCCAGAAAAUUACGUACGAGGGUCGAAGUGAUAGUGGCCAAGGCUAAUACCGAGGGGACUGCGGGUUCCAUGGAAGAGAAAUUUCUUGAUUUGGAUUAUUAUGCGAUACAGAUCCAGCGAGUCAUGCGGGGGAAGAGAGGUAGGCGACGGUGGAAGGAUCGGUUGGCGCGGUGGGUGAGGCGUUCCCAAGACUUGCUGACUUCUGCCCUAAGGACACAAAGUACAAGAAGAGGUAUCCUGGGCCGACGAGCGGCCGAUGAGGAGCGAAACCGGCAGGACGAGUUGUUAAGGAAGGCUCGCGAAGCGCGAGAACUGCGGAAGUUAAGGGAAUUAUCAGCUUUGAAGAUCCAGUGUUAUCAUAGACGUGCUCGGGCUAUUCAAUUACUAUUAAGGAUGCGGCGACUAGCUCAGGCCAAAGCGGGGCCCGUGGUCUGCGACCUGGCGGAGCUCGAAACUUUUUUUGACGAGGAGCCCAUUAUUCCUGUCCAGUCCGUUAUGCCGGUGUUUACCUUCAUCCAAGUACCACAUGAGAUCAAGAUACCGGUUGUGGUUAAGGAAGAGCCGGCCUUCGACCACGAGGCGGAACGGUUGCGCAUACUAGAAGAGAUGCGCCGCGCGGAGGAGGCGCUGGAAUUAGAUAGGAAAGCGGCCGCUCGUGCGGCCGCCGAGGCGGCGCGGGAGAAUGAACGAAGGGCCAAGGAACGGUUGCGUCUGGCAUUGGAGGCCUUUACGACUGGUCGUUAUGAGAAGAUCAGGAAGCGGUUCCUGAUCAAGUACGUCAUCGAGCCGUACCGCUGGCGCAAGGAGCAAGAGCGCUGGAAGGCUAAUAGAGCCAAAAGAGCUAGACCGUCGAUCUUCCGAGGGGGCUACUGGUCCGACCUAUCUGAUGAAGAAGAACCGGAGGCAGAGGAAGUAGUCGAAGCGCGACCAAAAAAGGAGAUGCCCUGCGCCAAAUGUGGCCAAAGAGUCGUGUGCGUCUGUGAGUCGGAGAGAUACCGGGUCAGGAAGGAGCUGCGGAGGAAGAAAUUAGGACCCACAAGACAGAAGGCCGCUUUCGCGCGGAAGCACCCGACGCCCGCCGACGUCGACGCGUUGGUGGACCUGCAGCAAGCGGAGGUGGCUCGCUUAGCGAGAGAAGAAGAGCAACGUAGUUCAAACAAGAGGAAAAAAGGAGUGCUGUCCCUACCUCACAUCGUGGGCGCCGAAGACCCGCCGGAACUGAUGAAGUUCUUCGCGUCUCGCGACGGGCCGCCCUCCGCCGGCGACCAGUGGAUGACGUUAGAAAAUGUCAAAGAACAACAGACGCGGUCCGACCGGUUCAAGCGGAACCUGGCUACCUCCCGGCGACUGAAGCAGGCGACGGGCGAGAUCGAGCUAAGUGUGAGGGACAAGAUGAUCUACCGGACUCUCACCGCUCCGGUGUUGCCGCCCCGUCCUUGGUCAUCUCAGAUUGACGACCAUGGACGGGCCCCGUCUUACAAGCGGGCUAUGACGUCGGGAAGCAUUGUGCCGCUCGACGGGUCGGGGCGGUGGUAAGAAGAUGUUGUGUUA
Messenger RNA from Pelagomonas calceolata, 23052 nucleotides. The record is from the annotation of a GenBank genome assembly. Lineage: Eukaryota; Pelagophyceae; Pelagomonadales; Pelagomonadaceae.